Messenger RNA from Encephalitozoon hellem ATCC 50504, 234 nucleotides. RefSeq lists its product as uncharacterized. The record is from RefSeq and is a predicted model, not a curated record. Bases 1 to 234 code for a protein of 77 amino acids. The transcript has a single exon. Lineage: Eukaryota; Fungi; Microsporidia; Unikaryonidae.
AUGGGAGCAGAGAAAAAAAAGUUUCAAAUACAACUAACAGCCUUUGUUAUCACUAUGUUUGUGUCGCCCAUAGCAGUUCCCGUGCUCGGAAGAAUGGCAGGAUUUGACUCUCCUUUAGUUUCAUUUACAUCUCUAUUCCUAGUUCUGGGAUCUAUGGGGGCGAUAUGUAAAGUUGCGAUUGAUAGAGAAAGAGAAAAGAAGAAUAAAAGGAUGAGGAAGAUUAAAUCCAAGUGA